Stylophora pistillata is the source of this 1459-nucleotide messenger RNA. RefSeq names its product single-strand DNA endonuclease ASTE1. Lineage: Eukaryota; Metazoa; Cnidaria; Anthozoa; Scleractinia; Pocilloporidae. The record is from RefSeq and is a predicted model, not a curated record.
AUCUUUGCAACAACACUCUCGCUGUGGUAAUGUCUUCUCCUCCAUAACCUCCUUAUAAUAGUUUGUAUCGGCCUGCGAGGCAAACUAGGUUCGCGUCUCCGCGGCUUCGCUUGCUGUCGUGGUUCAAGAGAUGAGCGUUCGGGGACUUACAUCUUAUCUGAAAGAGUCAGCUCCAUUCCUUGGAAGACAGAUCGAGCUGCGAGACACAAAGCUCAUCAUAGACGGAGAUAACUUGUGUAACUACCUGUAUAAAGAAAACGGCUUCGAUUGCCGGUGUGGGGGACAGUACGAGGAGUUUUACAUGAAAGUGCUGUUGUUUUUCGACGCUUUAAAAUCUAAAGGUGUAGAAUCUUUCGUAGUUUUAGAUGGUGCAUAUGAUAAAAGCGAUAACAAGUUGGAAACGCAGAAGAAAAGAGCACAGGAAAGGAUCGAAACGGCUGACCGGUUGUUCAAGGAUGAAACUUCGCCUGAUGGCGAUGAAUACUUUCUACUUCCGCUUUUGGCGAAGUUUGUAUUCGCACAGGUCCUCAGGGAUCACCUCAUAAGAUUCGCUGUUUCUGACUGUGAAGCAGAUCCUGACAUCGCCUCUUUAGCCAGGGAUUGGAAAUGUCCUGUUUUGAGCAACGACAGCGAUUUCUUCAUCUUUGAUGUUGAGGGUGGCUUCAUCCCACUUUCUUCUUUCGAUGUCGAUCAUUUAACAGCUCGCAUUUUCUACCGCAGUAACUUGGCAAGAUAUUUUGGAAUACGCGAAGAAUUGCUCCCUUUGUUCGCUUCCUUACUAGGCAAUGAUUACGUGAGUUGGGAAGCGCUGAAAUCCUUCAACCGCACAAUUUGGACUCUUUUCAGUGAUGGUCGCAGAGGAAAGGAAGUGAGGUUUUUAGGCGUCGCAAGUUUGCUCUCCCAGUUCUCUGACUCAAUCACAGAAACAAAAGCGUUUGAGUUCGCUUUGGAAUUGAUUGAGCCGGGUGAAAGCAGAGAGCGGCUAAAGCAAGCUGUCGAGUAUUCCCUUCAAGAAUACACAGUCACGAAAUCAAAUGUGUUGAAUUACUUCCGAGACGAAGCGGUAUGUAGUCUUCUGAGAACCCAAAAUAAUCUCGAACUUGACGAAGAGGUAUUGCGCACGUUUCGCGAAGGAAAGUUUUCUACCGAUUCUAUGAGCAGCUUAGCGGCGGGAAAAGUUUUUCUGAGAGUCCAGGUUGAGGACCGUGAGAGCAGAUCGUCAAAUCAGUGUUCAAUGUCAUUGAGACAGCUGGCGUAUGAUAUCUUAAGCGAUGAAGGAAGAAACAUGAAGAAGGUCGAAGAAUGGGAUAGAGAGGGCAUUGCAGUUAAGCACACAGAUAUUAAGCCUUACAAUGAUGGGGUCCCUUCGUUGAGCUCUAUUCCAAGCCUUGAUCUUCAAAAGAGAUUGACGUUGUUCUUGGAUGCGCUUGAUUCAGACACAUGGGAAAUGAUUACGUAA